GGAGCCUGGAGAAAGUUUUCUCUUUUUUCUGACGGAUGUUCUUUUUAUAGUGUGAUCAGAACAUAAGUUCAAGGCAGGUUAAAUGGAAGCGCAGAUCUACUUUGACUUCAUUCGAUGGCAGUUCAGAACGCUCGUGUGUUCUGGUGGGGGACGUGAGCAGACGUGGGGGAGGGUAAUAUACUCUCUGAGGGUAACCUAAGAGCUGGGGGAGAGAAGUGGUGAAUUGGGUGUACCGGGUUAAUUUUGUACCAUUAAGGUGUGAUUUGACGGUUUUGAAGUUAGUGCGUUUUUUUAGAACGCAAAUUGAAUCUUAGUCUCUGCACGGGACUAAACAUUUCUUGCAAUGGCCUUUUUGACUGGAAGUACAGUUCGAUUAUUGAGUCGUGUGGUUCAACCAGUUCCAGCUGUAUGCAAUCGAUGUAUGCACCAGUCGUCGUCCAACAAUGCCAUUCAAGCACCUGUCUCAAAACCUGAAGGCAGAACAUCUUGUACACUCAUCCCUGGUGAUGGUGUGGGUCCUGAGUUAGUUUAUUCUGUUCAAGAGGUGUUUAAAGCAGCAGGGGUACCAGUGGACUUUGAACCUUUUUUCUUCUCUGAAGUUAAUCCCACAUUGAGUGCUCCCCUUGAUGAUGUUGCUAAUUCAAUUGCUAAAAAUGGCAUUUGUUUGAAGGGCAUUUUAGCUACUCCUGAUUAUAGUCAUACUGGUGAACUGCAGACCCUAAACAUGAAGUUGCGCCGUGCCUUAGAUCUCUAUGCCAAUGUCGUUCAUGUUAAAUCACUUCCUGGUGUGAAGUGCAGACAUCAGAAUGUGGACACUGUCAUUAUUCGAGAGCAAACAGAGGAGGUUGUCACGCGAGAUAUGAUCAGUGACCAGAAGGGGAAGGGGAUUAUGGCUGGAGAAGAAGUAGUUGGUGUUGUAGAAUGCCUCAAGAUUGUAACAGAGGCAAAGUCGAAGAGAAUUGCAAAGUUUGCUUUUGAUUAUGCAACAAAGAACAACCGUAAGAGGGUCACUGCUGUUCAUAAGGCAAACAUUAUGAAGUUGGGUGAUGGCCUGUUCUUGAAAAGCUGCACAGAGAUGGCCAAGCUUUACCCAAAGAUUCAAUUUGAAACUAUGAUUGUGGACAAUUGCACAAUGCAAAUUGUGUCAAAUCCUCGUCAAUUUGAUGUCAUGGUGACACCAAAUUUGUAUGGAAAUAUUAUUGACAAUUUGGCUUCUGGUCUUGUGGGUGGAGCAGGUGUUGUGGCUGGUGCUAGUUACAGCGCUGAAUGUGUUGUUUUCGAGCCAGGAGCACGACACACUUUCUCAGAAGCUGUGGGUAAAAAUGUGGCCAACCCCACUGCAAUGUUACUCUGUGGUGCGAAGAUGCUAAGCCAUGUAAAUUUACAAUAUUACAGUGACAUGAUUAGAAAUGCUAUCAGCAGGGUGUUGAAAGCCGGCAAGGUGAAGACAAAGGACUUAGGUGGUCAGGCAACCACAAAUGAGUUUACAUAUGCUAUUAUAAACAAUUUGCAAUAAAUUAUAAAUGUAAGAUGAAACACAUGUCAUAGACAAUUGGUAACCUUUCUCAGCUUCAUUCAAUAUUUUUUUCUUAGAAGAGGCAGUUGAAAAAUAGUAACAAUAUGUUUAAUACUGCCAUAUAAAACUUGCGUGUGAUACUAAAAUAAUUACUUCAAAGUUGGCUACAACAUUUUUAAUAACAGAAUAAAAAAUCAUCCCUGUAGAAAAUACAAAACAUUUGUGAAACUGAAUAAUUGAUGGAAGUAGACAUUUCUUUGGUAAUUAAAUUAUAAACCAAAGAUACAAAAGUGUAUGCAUUAUAAUGUGCAGAAAAGAACGAAUUUCAUUAAUUCUUGUUUAAAGGCACUGAUUUGAGCUCAGAAAUUGAGCAAAAUGGAAGUGUUUAAAUUAAAAAUCACUGUUGUAUAGUAAUUUAUUGAAAAUUGUAUCAAGAUGUGUUAAAUGUAAAUAUACGAAAUGUUCUGUUCUCAA
This is a messenger RNA of Gryllus bimaculatus (two-spotted cricket), 1990 nucleotides long. The record is from the annotation of a GenBank genome assembly. Lineage: Eukaryota; Metazoa; Arthropoda; Insecta; Orthoptera; Gryllidae.